This is a messenger RNA of Paramuricea clavata, 2662 nucleotides long. The record is from the annotation of a GenBank genome assembly. NCBI's taxonomy places the organism in Eukaryota, Metazoa, Cnidaria, Anthozoa, Malacalcyonacea, Plexauridae.
AGAAAGUGUUUGCAAACCAUAUCAAUCGAUUUACAUUCGAUAUAUAUCGGUGAGUUGGCAGUAUAUGUUAAUUUUAAAUUAAUCAUUGUGUCUCGAGACUGUAAGCUACUUAAAUUUUAUUUUACUUUAGUAAAUGUGACUAUAAUCUAUAUUAUUUUACUUUCGACUUUGUGACAAAUCUUGCCUCAAAAUCUAAAUGCAGUACAGAAUCUUGCGCGUGUGUGUUUUUUUUUAAUAUUCAAUGUUCCAUUAGGACUGCGCGCUCCUAAAAUCAUAUAUUCUGAUCGCAAGACCAUUAGACCAAUAUAGCUAUAUUGAGCUAAACCGGAUGAUUGGAGGAACAAAUUUCAUUUAAGUAAAAAAAACUCAGUUUGCGUGAAAUCAAAUUUGUAAAAUUGUAAUUAAUGGAAACGAACAGCAGGGAUUUCAGUUCCUAUAGCGGCUGUCUCCCUUGCUUGAGACAACGCGAAUCACAAUGAGAUUGCUCACAAAAGUAGAACUUCCAGAUUGUCAAAUUUUUAUUAAAUUGUUAUAUUUGUAUAAGAAGAUACUGGGACUCAAAGCCUUUCUAAAAUUUCUUAUGGUUAUUUUGUUCGUAUGGCGGUAAUGCACACGUAUCGGUGAGGGACCAUAAUGUAUAUAAGAUAUCUAUGUGAGGGACACUCUGCGAAGCAUUUGCCAUUGGGGUGGGCAAAUAGGUUUCCAACAUAAGAACACCUUUUUUAGCUCGAAAUCUAAUUCUUUAAAAUUUGCCCCCUUAAUUUUCAUGCGAUAUAUACAUCUUACGAUGGUACUUUAUGGACGCACGUUUCAAUUAGUCCAGCGUGGGAAAUUACAGAUGACUUUGACAGUUUGCAUUUGUUUUUGAAGACGCUGAUAUUGCCAACCUAAUUAGCAUAUGUAGAGUUAACAUAUAUUGAUAUAAUGCGAGUUUUGAGUUUUGUUUAGUAACACUGGAUCAAAAAGAGAUGAUCCUUACUGCACCUCUAGGGAGAACAGUUUAGAACUGAUAGAGCAAUCCAGUAUAAAUAAAAUUCUUUAGUUUAGGUUUCUUUCUGUAGUAACACUGGAUCAAUAAGAGAUGAUCCUUACUGCACCUCUAGGGAGAACAGUUUAGAACUGAUAGAGCUAUCCAGUAUAAAUAAAGUUAGUUUAGGUUUCCCCCUGUGGUAACACUAGAUCAAUAGGAGAUGAUCCUUACUGCACUUCUAGGGAGAACAGUUUAGAACUGAUAGAGCUAUCCAGUAUAAAUAAAGUUCGUUUAGUUUAGGUUUCCUCCUGUAGUAACACUGGAUCAAUAAGAGAUGAUCCUUACUUCACCUCUAGGAAGAACAGUUUAGAACUGAUAGAGCUAUAAAACUUUAAUUUAUCUUUUCAGCUAUACAAAGAAUCAUCCAGCUACAGUUCACAGAACCAAUUUUUCUUCAUUUAAAUUUUUUUAUAUCUAUCCUGAAUUACUAAAUUUGGUGUCCGUACAAACUAUGUACAAGAACGAAACACCAACAAUGAAUUCCAACCAAACCGUUCACGGCUUUGACAUGGAAUUUCACCCAGCGCUGAUAGCAAUUGCAGUCUUGGUCAUCAUUAUAAACAUGUUCGUCAUCGUGCUGUUUGUUACCAAGGAAACGCUAAGAAAGGGCGGGAAACUUCUGCUUCUAAGUUUGGCAAUCUCUGACGUCACGACAGGAUUCAUCACCAUUCCCCUGAACAUAGAAUGCGAGGUGACAUUCUCUCUGAGACUGUGUAUGUCGUCUGGAAUUUUGAAUCGCUUCCUAGCGAUUUCGACAGUAUAUCAUAUAUUGGCAAUAACAUUCGAGACCUACUACGCUAUCUUACGACCGAUGGAGCAUCGCGUUAAGAUCGAGAAACGAAAAGUCCUUGGUAUUGCCUUAACUAUUUGGUUUGGCGCGUUGGUUAUCGCCGUAACGCCACUAACUUGGGCUAUUGGUGAGCUAACCGACGUUCGAGGACAGCCUAGCGAAGAUUUUUUACGCAAAAUGUCAAUCUAUGAAAUCUUUGCGUUCUCGUUCGGUUUCCUACUGCCGCUAACCCUCAUGAUAUUCGCGCAUGCGCGGAUGUUUUCUAAGAUUAUCAACGCGUUGAAGUUAAUUCGCAGACAAAAUUGCCCGGCCCACAAGCUGUGUAAUAUAAAUAAGAACAAGUAUAAAGCAGCCAUACUAUUUGCCGUGCUGCUUUUAAUUUUCACCGUAUGUUGGCUCUUCUGGUUUGUGACCAGUCUCCUUAAUGCUAUUUCAAAAGCGAGACACCCGUUCCCAGAAUGGGCCGUGGACACUUUUACAAUUAUCAGAUAUUCGACAUCUUUCAUAAACCCGCUGCUCUACACGUUUUUCCGCCCGGAUUUUUAUAAAGCUUUUAAAACACUGUUCCGUAGACAUACCAGAAGAACACCCAGUAUUGUUUUGACCUAUCUGCUGAGCGGUUCUCAUCGCACGAAGCGAGAUUCGCAGACGACCUCAACUCUCGUGCGAGAGCACAGUAGCGCACCGGCGAUCUACGUCAAUACCCAGCAAAGUGCCUCAUCAAAAUUAGUUGAGAAAGAUUCCAAAGUGUGAACUUGAUGUGAAAUGACACUGGAUUUUCAAUAGGGAUGGUUGAUUCAACUGGUGGACGAACUUGCCUCAUUAGUAUUUAAUAUUUAGUC